Anolis sagrei ordinatus is the source of this 576-nucleotide messenger RNA. Its product is annotated as hemoglobin subunit alpha-1-like. Gene Ontology annotation, molecular function: heme binding; oxygen carrier activity; haptoglobin binding. Gene Ontology annotation, cellular component: blood microparticle; hemoglobin complex; haptoglobin-hemoglobin complex. Gene Ontology annotation, biological process: hydrogen peroxide catabolic process; oxygen transport. The record is from RefSeq and is a predicted model, not a curated record. NCBI's taxonomy places the organism in Eukaryota, Metazoa, Chordata, Lepidosauria, Squamata, Anolidae.
UCCCGGGCCCCAGAGGUCCACCAGAGGAGUAUUUGCCAGGUUGCAGGAUGCUGACUGAGGACGACAAGAACCACAUCCGGGCCAUUUGGGCCCAUGUGAGCAGCAACCCGGAGCUCAUCGGGGCUGAGGCCCUGACCAGGCUCUUUGCUACACACACCUCCACCAAGACCUACUUCCCGCACUUCGACAUGUCCCCUGGCUCGGCGCAGGUGAAAGCGCAUGGCAAGAAAGUGAUAGAUGCCAUCACGCAGGCUGUCAACAACCUCGAUGACAUCCCCGGUGCCCUCUGCAAGCUGGCCGACCUCCAUGCUGAGAAGCUCCGCGUCGACCCCGUCAACUUCCCGCUCCUGGGCCACUGCAUCCUGGUGACCAUUGCUGCCCACAACCGGGGGCCCUUGUCGCCUGACACCUACCGAUCCGUCGACAAGAUGUUGUCCCGCGUCGGCAAGGUCCUUGUCGCCCACUACCGCUAAAGAGGACCCGACCCCUGGGCAGAAAGAGGCUCCCCCCCCCCCCCACAGCCCACAAAGCCCCGCAAAGAGAACCCAAUAAAGAAAGCUCUUGACUUCUGAUGCA